GGCGGUCGGCGGGAACGGCCGGUGCAGCCGCUGCAGCGCAGCGUGAGGCGCCGCCCGCCAGCCCUGGGCGGGAGCGGGGUACGGGACACGGCGCUGCCGGCCGCUGCCCGCGGGAGCGGGGCGCUGGCCAUGUGCGUUCGGCAGGAGCAGCAGGGACCGCUCUCACCUCACCGGACGGGAAAGCUGUCCUGGCCUGAAUUCAUGCCAUUGCAAGCUCAGGGCUCAAUGACUUUUGGGCCUUUCUGGAAGCAGAGUCUCUCCUGAAGUUAGCCAUGUUAGCACACAUCCCAUGCAGAGACUGUAUUAUAGAAACUGGCUUAUUCUAGCAGCUAAUAGAGAUGAAUUUUACCACAGGCCAUCCAAAUCGGCAGAUUUUUGGGACAGCAGCAAUGAGAUCCUUAGUGGUUUGGAUAUGGAAGAAGGAAAAGAAGGUGGGACGUGGCUGGGAAUCAGUAAGAAAGGCAAGAUGGCAGCCCUGACAAACUACAUGCAGCCAAAGAUUGAUAAAAAUGCAAAAGGAAGAGGUGCUCUUGUAACAAACUUCUUGACUGCAGAUCUGGACAGCUACUCUUACCUGAAGAAGGUUUCAGUAGAAGGACAUCUUUACAAUGGAUUUAAUUUAUUAGCAGCUGACUUGAAUACCACCAAAGGAGAUGUAAUUUGCUAUUAUGGAAACAAAGGAGAACCAGAACCUGUUUUCCUAAAUGCUGGAAUAUAUGGAUUGAGUAAUUCUUUGUUGGAUACACCAUGGAAGAAGCUACAAUAUGGGAAGCAGCUUUUCACAGACGUGGUCAAGAGAAGUCAAGACCUUACCAAAGAAGACUUGGUGCAGGAGCUCCUUACAGUGAUGAAUAAUCAAGAACCACAAUUACCAGACCCUGCGAUUGAAGACCAAGGGAAGGAUUAUGUACGUCCUAUAUUGAACAAGUAUGCAGCUGUAUGUGUUCGUUGCCCAGGUUAUGGAACAAGGACUAACACGGUCAUUCUCAUUGAUUCGGAAGGAGAGGUUACUUUCACAGAGCGCAAUAUGAUCAAUGCAGAUGUCAACCAGUGGAAAACAAGCACCUAUGAAUUCAAACUGCACACUUAACAACUUUCCAUUUGAAUGGUUUGUAAUAACAGCAACAAGAGAACAAGCCAUUAAGCUCUAGUAAAUGUUUUGUGCUAGCUCCACAAGCUGAAAAUAGCAAGGAAAGCAAAAGUUUAAAUAAACUGGUAGCACAUUACCAGGCUUACAAAUCCUUUGGAUAAAACCAAAAGAAGAAAUUGUUUUUACGUUAAGUAGCAACUUGUAAUCAGAAAUAAUUUUUUAAAUAUCACUCUGCCUCCAGGACAAGGCCAUCUUUGCCCAAGACAAAGUCAUUGCUGUGUUUUUGGGUUAGUUUUUUUAAAGAUGUUUUAAACAUCUUAAAAAUAGACUCUUAAACAUGUUUUCGUUUCCAAGGAGGGGAAGCAUUUGCUGCUUUUGUCGUCCUGUGUGAAGGUUUUACUAAACUUUGCUUUCCCUUCAACAUACGUUUUUAAGACUGUAUAGCUGAUGGCAAUGUGUGUUGAAUGAUGUAUGUUAUCUUUGUAGCAUUAAGUACUUCAGUAACUUUUCAGUGGUAUCACGGUGUAGUGUUCUGCUUGGGGAGCUCAAAGCCAGGGGGAUUCUUUAACUUUGUUUUCCUAUAGACAGUACAGCAAUAUAUCUUAUUUCUAAAACUUGAUUUGAGAGGAAACUUAGUUCAGUCUUUCCUCAGUUUUGCUGAAAAAAUCUUGGAGGCAGAAUUGCUUAUCAUUGACCAGAAUAAAAUUAUUUGCAUAGUGACAUCUUGUUUCCAGAUAGACCAAUAUUGCUAAUUAGACUUACUUUCUUCCCCAGCAGGCAGGUAAGGAAUAGGUAUCUGUUUGCAAACAGAAGCUGAAUAUGAAGUUUACAUAUAUCAUCUGGUUUAUACAUGUGCAAUUUUGGCUUAAUUUCUUUAUUGGUAUAAUAUGUUAAAGCCUGAAGUGACUGCUCAUGGAUUUUUAGUAAAGAUAGCUAUUUGUUGUAAGGUGAAAUUACUGCAGUCAUACUGCUGAAAAAGUUGGGUAUUAAGAUGCACUGCAUAUGUUCUAACAUCUGUGAAUUAAAAAGCUAUUUAAAUGCAUGCUUUCUUCAAUUAUUCAGUGCCAGUGUAGGUGAUAGAAGAUUCUAGCUAAUACCGAGAUAUUUUAAAACCCUGAGUUAUUUUGCUGCUAUUGGUGUUCUGUUUUGACUUAUUUUUAAUGCUGAAUAUUAAGUUAAUAAUGGAUCACUGCUAUUUUUUGCUAUGUGUGCUGAAUGUAUUCUUUAUACAAGCCUCUGAUUAUUAAUUAAUUAUGACAAAGUAGCAAGAUUUCUGAUACUCUUCACAAAGAUGUGCAGCUAUUCUUCUGUACUGGGACUUGCAUGUUCAAGCAUUCUCACUGGUGUGUCUGUAAUGGAGGCAGCAGUAAAUUACACUUGCCAUUGAGAUGAAGUACUGUGAAAGGCCAUUCCCAGAUUUCUAAUUGCCAGGAGAUGCUAAAGCAGCAUUUAGUCAAUUAAUUCCUUUGUAUUUGCAUAUUUAAAUAGUUCCUAGAUACUAGGACUGCUUGCAUGACUAGUCACAGAUUGUUGAUGCAGUACUACAUAAAUGACUUUCUGACCACCUUGAUUGCAAAGCUGUCAAUGCAGUCUUGUUGGAUUGUACGUGGUUUCAAAGUUGGAGCCUUCCAGGCUAUAUUUCUGAGCAGUAGGGAGUAGUUAGCCCUUUUGUAUUUGUUAUGACUGUUUAAACCAUUUAUUUGUAUGAAUAAAAAAUGUAUUGUUAUUUUUAGAUGCAAAGAAAUAGCCAUAGCUGUCUUAAAUUUUAAUUUGACUAUUUCAUAUUUAAAAACAAAACUCUGCUUUCAUGGCUUAUUCUUACUGAGAGUUUGUGUGGCAAACUUUUUUGUAUCUCAAGAAAAAAUUUACCAGUGUAUAUUUGAACAAGUUAUUCUCUUUGAAGACAUGACCUAAAGGGCAAGGAGAAUGCUUGCCCGCCAUUUCAAGCUAAAAGCAUUCAUAAACCUCAGUUUUUAUAGUAGUCCUGUAAUAAUGAAAAAUUAUUCUUGUAUUUUACAUAUAGGCAAAAGAAAAGCAAGUCAGAGCUUAGAUGUAAAAACAGAUUAUAAUAACACGGUUUGCUUCGCUUGAUUCAAAAUUCUAAAUCUGGGAUUUGCUUUUUCUGACAAUUAAAAUAAAACCCCAAAACCUCUGAUGUUAGUUUUUGUUACAUCAGAGCAAAUAAGUGUGUGUGUGGGGGGGGGAUUAACUGCUUUUGAAGCUCAUGAGAGUUUUGUCACUGGCUUCAGUGAAAACAGGAUCAGGACUGCAGUGCAGGUACCAGGUGCUUGUCCAUAGAAAUGAUCACGUAUUCGUGAAGUGCAUACUUCACUGUGUGCAAGUUAUAGUUGCAAUAAAUCCACUGGAAACAGUAAACUGUAGCUGAAGUUAACAACAUUAUUUUAUUUUUAUAAAUAUUUUUAAGAAUAAAAGGGGAUUUUAAAUACCAGUUUUAAAGGAUAUGAAGGAAAAAAAUGUCCACAGGAAACUACUGCAUGGCAUUUUACGAAGUUUGCUUAUAUAUAACAUCUUUUCAAAUUCAUAAAUUUGCAAGGGAUAUUUGUUUUCUGUCUUUUUCUAUCAAAAUGUUCGUGGAAGAAAUUUUUAAAUAUCUGUAAAAACUCGAGUGUAUUUUUUUGCUUAAAAUUGUUUCAUAGUAGUUGUUUGUGUGUGUUCAAAACUAGAAUCAGAAUAAAGUCAACCUGGUGACCAGUC
This is a messenger RNA of Falco peregrinus (peregrine falcon), 3805 nucleotides long. RefSeq names its product transport and golgi organization 2 homolog (gene TANGO2). Bases 290 to 1090 code for a protein of 266 amino acids. Lineage: Eukaryota; Metazoa; Chordata; Aves; Falconiformes; Falconidae. Gene Ontology annotation, cellular component: Golgi apparatus. The transcript has 9 exons. The record is from RefSeq and is a predicted model, not a curated record. Gene Ontology annotation, biological process: protein secretion; Golgi organization.